This is a messenger RNA of Cucurbitaria berberidis CBS 394.84, 1134 nucleotides long. RefSeq lists its product as uncharacterized. The record is from RefSeq and is a predicted model, not a curated record. Gene Ontology annotation, biological process: positive regulation of protein catabolic process. The transcript is spliced from 3 exons. Gene Ontology annotation, cellular component: nucleus; cytoplasm. Gene Ontology annotation, molecular function: ornithine decarboxylase inhibitor activity. Lineage: Eukaryota; Fungi; Ascomycota; Dothideomycetes; Pleosporales; Cucurbitariaceae. The coding region runs from base 1 to 828 and encodes 275 amino acids.
AUGAAACGAAACAGUAGUAGUAGUAGUAGUAAUCGUAGCGUCUCUUCCUACGGCUCGUCGACUGCCAAUGUGCGCGCUAGCUGUUACGCCGUAAACUCGGCCACCGCGAACGUUCAGGGCUUUCAUUAUGAGACUACGCGGGUUGCCGGGGGAAUACCAUCACCCCCGCCAAGUCCCCCCCUCGCCGCCAGACACCAGUCCGCCGUUAAAGGCAGACAGGCGCGCAGAGGGGGGGCAGCAUAUACCAUUACGGAAGAGUGUGAGAGACUCUUCUGCGAGACACUACGAGCUGUUUUCCUGGGUGAGGGGAGCCAGCAACGUCAGGACUCGCUUGUAUUGGGUAUGCAUAACAACAUUACCACCAGUUUGGGCAAUGACUAUGGUGUCGAUGUGCGACGAUACUCGGAUUCAGCCAGCUCGAUGGAUUCGUCUUUGUCGUCCCCAGAGCCGAUGCAGUCGCUCGAGUAUGCAGACAAGGGUACCAUCAGCGACUGGAUCGAGAUGUGGGAUUAUGUAGGCGGGAUCAGGUUCCGCGGCUUCGUGGCGGAGAAUGAUGACGAGAAGGCCAUGUUCGUCUUCUUUGAUCAGUCGGUUAUUGUGGGAGAUCUCAAGGCUGGCCUCAUGGCCCUCCUCGAACUUUGCGAAGUCGACCAUUUCUCCUGCGACCGCCUCAUUGUCUGCAUCGACCGCCACACAGACCAGCUCGCCAGAGAUACCUUGACGAAGGAUCUUGGCUGGAUCGGCUUCAGUCUUACGACACUAGAUGAAUUCAGUCAUGGAGAAGAGCUGAUUAGCGACAAAUGGUUGUUCAUGGAAAUGGAGACCUAAGCGUCAGUCGCUCCCGCAGAUGAUUACGGAUAUGGCUACAUUUGGAGGCUUGUCAGUCUGUUACUAUUGCGUUGUGGUUCUGCUAUCUUGUUCUUCCUUGGCCCACUUUUUAAUCCUGCUUCUUCCAUUCGGGUUACUGUAUGAGGUUCGUGCUUCCUAGCUCUGCCGUCUCUUCUUGAGCAACAGGAACGGCGUCAAUUUCCUACCUACCUAUACAUAGUGCAUGUACCCCUGUAGCAUUUGCGUUUUGGACAAAGGCGUUUGUUCUCGAGGCAGUCUCUUAAUUAUUGACGUUUUUUGCUUUCG